This is a messenger RNA of Daldinia childiae, 984 nucleotides long. RefSeq names its product carbohydrate-binding module family 50 protein. Lineage: Eukaryota; Fungi; Ascomycota; Sordariomycetes; Xylariales; Hypoxylaceae. The record is from RefSeq and is a predicted model, not a curated record. The transcript is spliced from 5 exons. Bases 1 to 984 code for a protein of 327 amino acids.
AUGCUUGGAACCCAGCCCUCGAUAGCGACUGCUCAGGACUCCGAGUUUGGCUGGACCACGACUGACGCACCACCUGAUAUACCUACAUUCACAGGUAAUUAUACCUUUACACCACUCCCGGAAGUUAACUCCACCUUCGUAGCCGAGCCCAUACAGACGGGGAUUAUCGGCGGUUGCCUGGCUUUCUAUCAAGCUCAGAGUGGUGAUACCUGCCGCAACAUCGUAGACGGCCACUAUUUGACUGAGGAGGACUUCAUGGCGAUGAAUCCAGCUCUUAAUGGAAAUUGCGACGGUCUCUGGACUGGAUACUACUACUGUGUCGUCGGGCCUAGCGGUAUCACUGCUAUGCCCCCUACCGCCACGUCGCCGCCGGCUACAAUUCCAUCUGGUCAAACUGGCGAUUGUCUUCAUUGGUACCAGCGCGAUGGAGAGUCCUGUACCGAUAUCGUCACCAUGUUUGGUAUCUUCUCCCUAUCCGACUUUCUAGCAUGGAACCCCAGUCUUGGGGGAGAGUCAUGCGGAGGUAUCGUUGAUGGUGCUUGUACCGAUACCUGCGACUCUAUAAUUUCGGCGAAUGGCCUAACCCCUGAUUUAUUUUACCAGUGGAAUCCAGCAGUCGGAUCAGGGACUUGCGACAACCUAGCACCGGAUUUCUAUGUCUGCGUCGCGGUAGGCGAUUCCGCUUCGUUGCCUCCAAGUACGACAAGUUCGUCGCCAACUAGCACUAUUGCCUCAGCCAUCACCACACCAACCCCAGUCCAGGCGGGUAUGGUAUCCGGUUGUAGGAGGUUUUACAAGGCGCAGACGGGCGACGGAUGCUGGGCCAUUGCUAAUUCGGCGGGAAUUAGUCUUGACGACUUUUACGCUUGGAACCCAGCGUUGGGAACAGACUGCGGGGGUCUUUGGCUUGAUAAUUGGUAUUGUAUCGGAAUUGCAGGGCCUGUAACAACUAUUUCCAGUGGGCCACCAGUACCAACGUCGUAA